Molecule: messenger RNA, 1152 nt
Organism: Ostreococcus lucimarinus CCE9901
Lineage: Eukaryota; Viridiplantae; Chlorophyta; Mamiellophyceae; Mamiellales; Bathycoccaceae
Exons: 1
Coding region: 17-1102 (361 amino acids)
Source: RefSeq, a predicted model, not a curated record
CGCGACGCCGAUCCGCAUGCCUCCUCUCCCGCGCCGCCGCGCCGCGCGCGCGCGCGUCCGCGCGCGCGCCCGCGCGUCCGCGCGCGCGUUCGUCCUCGCUCUGCUGUCGCGCGCGCGCCCGAGCGCGUCGUCGGCGCGAACGUCCAAGAUCGGUGCCCUGCGCGAGUGCGUCGACGCGUCUCGCUCGCAGCGGCGCCUGUGCGGCGCGUCCGCCGCCGUGGUGCUCGGUCAGAACGUCUACGUCGCGUCGUCGCGCGCGGACGCGGUGACGGUGAUCGACGCGAGCGAUCCCGAGGCGAUGCGGGUCGCCGGGAGCGCGGCGAGCUUCGGCGGCAUGCGACGACCGACGGAUUUGCACCUGCACGCGUCGCAGAGCUACGUCGCGGUGCUCGCGACCGGUGACGUGCAGACGAAAAAGUCGAGCGUCGUCGUCGUGGACGUGAGCGCGUCGAGGUGGUCGGCGGACGGGACGACGAUUACGCCGACGAUGGCGGCGAGCGGACACAACUGCACGGCGACGGAGAAGGGAGGACGGACGUUUUACGACGGAUACCUGUGCGGCGCGACGGCUUUCGCGAUCGUGGGUAAUUUGGCGUACGUCGCGUGCGGAGACACGAAUCGGUUGACGGUGAUGUCGCUGCCGAGCGACGUCAGCAAGACGGCGCUCGAACCGGUGGCGGUGGUGGGGACGAUUCAGAGCGAGGAGUUGACGAACGCGGAAGCCAUCAUGGUGGCGAAUAAUAAGGCGUACGUGCGAUCGGAUGGUGUUUGUGGGUCGUGCGUGGCCGUGGUGGACGUCACGAGCGCGUCUUCGAUGUCGAUGUUGGCCACGAAGGACAUUUCUGAGAUUUCAUCCGACGUCCCGACGUGGCGAUGGUCGACGGGAUAUUUAGCGCGCGGCGCGCACAGAGACAACGCGUCGUACCCGUACGAUUGGGUAGUAGAUCCCGUGAGUUCGAGCGUGACGAGCGUGGCGAGGGAAUGCGUGAAUGUGGCGCUCGCAAUAGGCGAUACGCCCGCGGCGUGCGUCGGACGGAACGAAUUCGCUUACGACGCCGACGCCGAGACGAGCGCGUUCAAUUUCGACUUGUUGACGUCUUAGGUACCGAUAGCUAUAGCUAUAGAUUUUGUAGAUUUUGUUACAGAACGAUU